UUCAUCCCCUAUCGACUGGCCGUCCCGAGAGUGCAGAUGUUCGCUUUCGGGACAGUACGUGGAGCGUGUCUUUUAGGUCGCCGCGUCCCAACGGUCGGUCGGGUUUGACCGCUGCGUGUUUCUCUUCAACAGCUCGACAAUGCCAGCGACAUUCAGUGCCGGAGUCGUAACGUUCUUCCUCCUAGCUUCGUUAACAGCGUGCUGCUGCAAAGGUACCCAAGAGGAGUCCCUGCUUGCCAAGGUCGAACACGCUGACACCGACAACGUGACAACGGCUGGAGUCGCCGGGGCCGUGACGACACCGGAACCCAGAAAUGACACAAGGAUCGAAGUGACGUCACAAGCGAACAGUGUUCGAGGCGGCAGUGCAUCCGUUCCGAAGGUGUCGUCGUCCGGAUGGGACACAGUGUACAAACUGCUGUACGAAACGUUCAGCUACCCGGAGGCAAAAGAACUGGAGGCCCUGCUCCCGCUGCCGAGCACCUACCUGACCCGGAAGCAGCGACGAGACAGGAAAGACGACGGCCGGAAAAAGGAACAGCAGCACGCCACGAGGGAGCUGACGUACAGGACGGUGGGCAAUGACGACGGCAGCGGUGACCACCCGAGUGACCCCAAGGACGGCGGCGCCUACGACGAGGGCGGGGAUCCUGGCAGCAGCGAGAGCAGCAGCCAGAGCGAGGAGGAGGAAGAGGUUGAGGAGGCGCGCGAAUCCGGGGAUCCGUACGACGAGGACGACGACGACGACGACUCGGAAAUGGCCGACGACGUCGUCAAACAGAAGACCGCCUCCUCUUCGACGGCCGCGCCGUCCUCCUCCAAGGCGCACCGACGCAAGGAGAGGUCGGUGCCUGCGACCGGAACCCUGCUUCCGCCUCCCAGGCCGUGGAGAGAGCGCGGGAAGGACUUCGGCCUGCCAGUGCCCGAGGACCGUUGGUCAAAGCACGUGGCGGCCAAGCGACGCGAAGCGCAACUCAUCCGCCGAAGCCUGCAGGACCAGCUCAGGAUGAAAGCGCUGCAGUGGAGGCAGAAGGAGAACCACUUCCGCCAGCGUUACAAGCCGGCAGUGGCAACUGGAACCAUCUAACCGCUCACACGCUUCUGCGUUUAAACUUUGGACUGAGCCCAGGUACACCCAAAAGGAUGCAGAAACGAUGCUGCUGACAACCUUUUGACACCCUCAAAGCAGCACACCAUCACUCUUAAAAAACAUCGCAUCCGUCUGAGCACACUUUUGUCACAAAUUUGCAAUCGUGACAACUCAUUUGCAGGCUUUGUUUUUUCUUUGCCACAACAUGUCGUGUCCAUCCCCAAAAAAGGGUAUUAUGGUAUACUUGCCAUGACAUAUUGCUAUGCGAUGCUGUGGUCCGACUUUUAGCUCCUUUUUGCCUUCACCAAGUGUAGGGCUGCUAUUUCUCGAGUGAAGUACAUGCUACAUUUCAAUGUUCCUGCAACUCCAAUGAUAAGGAGUUGCCUGAAAUACACAGAUGCUCAGUGCCUGCAAAUAGACACUGAAAGUGCUUAGUCAUAAAAUUUCAGCUCGGGGAUACAGUCUGUAGAGAGAGAGAGAGAAAUGGGGUGGGCAAGGCAAGGAGGUUAACCGGAAUACACUCUAGUUUGCUACCCUGCACUGGCUAGGGCAAAGGUAAGGGUGAAGUAACGGUGCAGCUGAUGUAAAUAACAUACAGCAUGGGCAUCUGAUGGAUCAGCAUCCAGCAGGAAAGGUAAAUGAAAGGAAAUGUCCCUAGAUUGACGAUUUUUGUUGUGUGACAAAAGAGCACCCCUCACUAACACAUGGUGCACAUCUUUUUAGAGCACAGAAAUUCUACGGCACAGAGGGAAUUGUAGUGCACCUUUCAUCAUCAAGAAAGGGUGAUGUGGUAAUGGUGUCAUUACGGGAGGCCUGGCAGCCUGAGUGCCAUGCUUUGGUAGGUGUUGGCACGAACAUUCAGGUGGCACAAAAUUGCACAUAGAACACAAAGUAGAGCAUACCUCAUGGCUAGUCAAAUUCCCAUGCAAAGCAUGCAAAUGUAGAAUGUGCUUUUUAACAGCUUCUGAAGAAUGCCUUGAUGCAGUCCCAGCAGUGCACAGAUAUAUAAAAGCAUGACUGUUUAAAUUUCUGUAUGCAAUAACAGCAACUUGGUUACAGUUGCCUAGCAGGAAACUGCACGAGGCCUAGGCUUCAAGCACCCAUGCACUAAAGCUUGUGUUCUGGGUGGCGAGAGAUGGCGCGCCUAACUGCCAUCCAGGAUAACACAAAUCCUUGUACAGUCGAAGCUCGAUAUAACAAACAUUUAUAUGGUUAAUUAUGGCAUAUAAUGAAGUAAAUUAUAAAAUAUUAUUGCCUCAAGUUGGCAUAUAGCAAAUGUAUAUGCUAACGUCCAAUAUCGGAUAUGAAAGUCUCUUCUUUUUUGUGUUGGAUGUGGCUCUGUUAGAAUUGAGGUUCAACUAUAGCACUUUUGACUCCUGUCCUGUGCAAGCAUCUAUUGAAGUCAUCUUCAAGUGUACACUUCGUUUUCAGCAAAGCUCUUUGUAUAUUUGUCAAGUGCAGUGGUGAGGGACUGGAGUGUUCAUCCUAAGAUCGUCGCACCUUUCACAGGCACAUUGCCAUUACCUCAUGGUAACGUGAUUCAGUGCAAGUCGCUAUCGCUUGUGUAGUUAUGUGUGCACAUAAGCAUUGCCGAUAGAAAACAAACGUGCAUGCACUGUUACGUAAAAAGUGGUCGUGGUUAUUGCUGUGUGAUAAACGUACCCGCCGAAAGAUAGCAAUGCUAAACACAUUCUAGCAUAGACGUACCUUUGUCUAGCAUAAAUAACCAUCACUAUUCUUAACCACUUUUUUCCUUUCACUAGCAGUUUAUGUGGACUUCGGACUAUUUUUUUAAUGCUAUGUAAUAAUGGCAACUACGUCUAAUAUGCAACCAUACCUUUGGUGGGGUGUUGGAGCAUCUGUUCGGCCUAUGCCAGAAGUCAAGAUUGAAAUGCAUUCUUCGCACUAGUGAACCAUGCCACUACAAAGGAAGGAAGUGCUUUAGAAGCCUUCCUCUGCACUCUCUUGUAGGCUGGCAUAUUGGCACAGACAUACACCACUGGCCCGCCAAUUUGGCCACUGAUGCUUGGAAAGGAUCGCAAAGGGCUUAAUUAACAAUCAUUGGGACAUACACUGAGAGAAACUGAGGAUCGAGGUGCUGCACCAUCAAAGUGUAAACACAAUCUGACAGCAGCACUUGUUAAACUGUUACCUCAUUAAACUGCGGUUCCUGUGAAGGCUACAUUUUGUAACAGUGUCCACCUUGUCUAACUAGUGGUAGCACAAUCCGCAAAACAAUAUGGAUAUUGCGUAAUCGUGCACAGGCUACACUCAGACGCACUUAGCAAUGGAGCACCACGUUCUGCACAGCUGCACGCAAUACACAUACCUUGUUUGCCACAUGUGGCCAGUCAGCUGCCACGUUGCACAAAACAUGUUUGCACAAAACACAAGCAUGGUAACUCAAACUUUUUAAAAAUUUAUUCAUGGAGUUAAACAUCCCAAAGCAAGAGAGGGGCUACAAAGGACACCAGAGUGGUGGAAUAACUUGUACUAUCUGGAUUCUUUAACGAUUUUGCAAAGCUCUGU
Dermacentor andersoni is the source of this 3619-nucleotide messenger RNA. RefSeq lists its product as uncharacterized. The record is from RefSeq and is a predicted model, not a curated record. NCBI's taxonomy places the organism in Eukaryota, Metazoa, Arthropoda, Arachnida, Ixodida, Ixodidae.